Dermacentor albipictus is the source of this 1557-nucleotide messenger RNA. Its product is annotated as MIF4G domain-containing protein A-like. NCBI's taxonomy places the organism in Eukaryota, Metazoa, Arthropoda, Arachnida, Ixodida, Ixodidae. Gene Ontology annotation, cellular component: cytosol. Gene Ontology annotation, molecular function: protein binding; translation activator activity; RNA binding. The record is from RefSeq and is a predicted model, not a curated record. Gene Ontology annotation, biological process: regulation of translational initiation.
CGCCACAUAGGCACGCGCGGCUGUUCUUUUGGGCCGAGAACGCGCUUUGCGUAGCGUGAUAACUAUGGAACGCGCAGGAGGUGGCGACGUGCCGACUCCUUUCUCAGCGGGCAAAGCUUCGGGCCGAGGGCGCGGUAAGCUGGCGCGUACGGGACCCCCAGUGGCACCACCUUCGAACCAGCCCACCGCCCCCGUCGCAGCGGCACCGCAGUCAUCGGACCCCGAGCAACGCAGUGCUGCGAACGGCCCGCCGCACUAUGGCCAAGGAGACGAGCAGCCCGUACUUAAAGAGGUGAAAGAAGAAGCAAACGAGAAAGCCGAGACUUCUAAACCCUUUCGACGCACAGGCUUUCCUUCCAAGAACGUCAAGACCGACACUCAGACGACGAAGCGUUCAGCUGCCGCGGACCAACCGUACCAACCCACGCGUAGAGACGAGCAAGCCCCAACGGCAAAUAGUGGUGGCUGCAGUGCCAACACGGACGGUUCUGACGGCACUGCAUCUCAUCACCGUCAUCAGCAGUCGUCUGCAUCCGCGACGGGACGCUCAAAGCGUCCAUCUUCCAAUCGCGCCGGUCAGCAGCAUGGCCCGCCUGGAAACAGCGGCGGCCCCGUCCAGCAGCAGCGUCUCGGCGGCGGGAGUGACGAGAAGACACAUUCCGGAGAGCAGCCUGCGUGCCGGGAGAAAUCACUCAGCGUCGUGGAGCAAGCAUUGCUAGAUCCCGACGUCCUGACGCCCGAGCAGGUGGAGCGGCUGGUGCGCGUUCUCUGCAAGAAGGCGAUCCACGAGGCCGACUGCGCGGAACCGGCAGCGAAGUUCUGCGCCACCGUCAUCAUGGUAAGGCACGCACGGAGGGCGACCCUUCCCGUUAACGACGGCGGCAGGCAUCUGUGGCCCACAGAAGGAGAGCGGGGACACGUUCCUCGAUUCCCUGAUGGACAGCUGCCGGGAUCGCUUCAGGCAGCGCGACCAGUUGCAGCCAGGGUGUGCUGGCACUGGCAAAACGACCGAGCAGCCGCGCAAGUCCGGAGAGCCCAGCCACCGUUGCACGGGUUUCGUGAGUUUCCUGGCCGAGCUCCUGGCAGCCAUCACAGAGAGAGGAAGCGUGGUCGGCACCAAGCUCUGCGGACGUGCUUUCUGCCUGGCGGCGAUGCUGUGCGAGUGCUGCAAGAACAUGGUCGACGCGAUGACAGAGGACAGCGCUGCCGAGUUGGAGUGCCUUCGCUUCGCGCUGAAGAGCGCCGGCAGGAGCGCCGAGCGAGCCGCUCCCCUCCGCGUGGCGGCGCUGGCCAAGUGCCUGCGGGACAGAUUCCUCGCGGCGAAAUGCCCGCCAGGGGUGCGCGUGGCGCUCCUCGAACUUCUCGAGCUCCGAGCUUCGGGGUGGAAAAUGGAGGCACGCCAAGAACGCUAUUACACGACAGGUGCCGGUGGUGCUCGGCGCACUGAUUGACAUUGGGUUGCGAUUGUGCUUUGUUGAGGGGUGCGAAUGCACUGUAGUAAACUCUUAUCAAGCAUGGUGCUCUUUGUUGUCGAAUAAUUCACGUUACGAAAGCUCA